UGCAGAAUCGUACCAUAGACGUAACCUUCUUUACAUGUUGCAUGGUUUUCAAAGAGACACCAUUUGCUCACAGGAAGGGUGCUCAGAAUAUGAAUCAAUGCAGAGAGCAGAAAGUCGCACUUGGCAGUCGCGCUAUAGCAGUCUAGGCCAAGGAUUAGUCUCGGCUGAGGAGUGUAUUAUACGAGACAGACUGUUUGUUGAUUGGUUCGCGGCCUUGCAAGGGCUUAGGGCGGUAUUACUGCCUGACUGGGUCUAUAGGCUGUUCGUUCAGCCCAUGCUAUGUAUCGAGGGCGAGGUGAAAUAUGGCGGAGCAUAUUCCCAAAACGAGAAAGCCGAACUUCACCGAGUCCGAGACUCUAAUGAUUGUAGAACAGGUGAAGAAGCACAAGGACAUCCUCACCAGCAAACUCUCCGACGCUGUGACGAACGAACGUAAGAAGGAUAUAUGGAACCGUAUUAGUGACUACAUCAACAACAGGACUCGCAAUGUGCAUCGGACGUCGGGGGACAUUCGCCGGAGGUGGAAGAACAUGGUGGGUGCUGCCAGAAAGGAGGUGGCCAGAAUCAAGAGUAUGCCGUCUGGGUCAGCGUCUAUACCAGAACCCUCGGAUCUCAGCUUGCAGAUUCUGGACAUUAACCCUGAGUGGCAGGAUGUGUCGACUUACAAUAUGAACGGGCCAGACCCCUGUCUCUCGUCAUUCAUGAAGGUUGAGGCUUGUAACGAUGACGAGGAGGAGGACGAUAUGUCCUAUAUAUCCACAUCCCCUGGGACCCAGUCCGACCCCAGUCGUGCUCUCGGUGGGAGACAAGGGGAUAACGUCAUAUCACCACGUCACACAAACUUCUCGCCGUCGACGUCAUAUACUAUGGACAACAACCAAUCAAAUCCAAAGAAGAGACGUCUCGAGGAAGCCAGCCAUCUGCAUCAAGAAAUAAUGCACCUCGACCGCGAGAAUCUCACGCUCGAGAAAGAAAAACUGAAAAUAGAAAAGGAGAAACUUUCAAUGGAGAAAGAGCAACUGGCAAUAGAACGACAGAAGUUGGGAAUGGAACGAGAGAAAUUAGCCAUGGAGAAAGAAAAAAUGAACAUGGAGAAGGAGAAACUAGCCUUAGAAAUCAGUUACUGGAAGAGGAAAUUGCUGCAGAUUUCAAGGAACCCUUUUGACAGUAAUGAACGUACGGACAAUGGCGUGGAUUGAUAUCACAACACGAUGUGCUACCUGUUAAAUACUCAUAUACAGACUUGGAUCAUAGCAGUAUUAGAUGUUGGAUAUAUGUCUCACCUGGUCAAGAUGCGACGGACCUAUCAUGUGUGUUGGUGUAGGCUGAGGUCAUACUGUAUAUAUAUAGACAUGCUACCACGAGGUACGAUAUACAGGAUAUAUACUGCAUGUUGACAUGGUUAUAUCAGUGUAUGAUAUACAGGAUAUACACUGCAUGUUGACAUGGUUAUAUCAGUGUAUGAUAUACAGGAUAAAUACUGUAUGUUGACAUGAUUCUAUCAGUGUAUGAUAUACAGGAUAUACACUGCAUGUUGACAUGGUUAUAUCCGUGUAUGAUAUACAGGAUAUACACUGCAUGUUGACAUGGUUCUAUUAGUGCAUGAUAUACAGGAUAUAUACUGUUUGUUGACAUGGUUAUAUCAGUGUAUGAUAUACAGGAUAUAUACUGUAUGUUGACAUGGUUCUAUCAGUGUAUGAUAUACAGGAUAUACACUGCAUGUUGACAUGGUUCUACCAGUGAAUGAUAUACAGGAUAUAUACUGUAUGUUGACAUGGUUCUAUCAGUGUAUGAUAUACAGGAUAUAUACUGCAUGUUGACAUGGUUAUAUCAGUGUAUGAUAUACGGGAUAUAUACUGUAUGUUGACAUGGUUCUAUCAGUGUAUGAUAUACAGGAUAUAUACUGUAUGUUGACAUGGUUAUAUCAGUGUAUCAUAUACAGGAUAUAUACUGUAUGCAGACAUGGUUCCAUCAGUGUAUAAUAUAC
Messenger RNA from Haliotis rubra (blacklip abalone), 1987 nucleotides. RefSeq names its product myb/SANT-like DNA-binding domain-containing protein 4. Lineage: Eukaryota; Metazoa; Mollusca; Gastropoda; Lepetellida; Haliotidae. The record is from RefSeq and is a predicted model, not a curated record. The coding region runs from base 303 to 1199 and encodes 298 amino acids. The transcript has a single exon.